AUGAAACUCUAUGUGUACCCCAUCAAGUCCCUACGAGGAACCGCCGUCCCCGAGGGCACACUCACACCACUAGGAUUAGAAUGGGACCGACGGUUCAUGCUACUAAAGGUCGAGCCGACCGAAGACGGCUCAACCACAUUGAAGAACAUGCACGUCUCGCACCAUCCCGAGAUGUGCCUCUUCCAAACCGCAGUCGAGCUGCCACAAAACAAUUCAGAUAGUGGGAAAAUCACCGUUACGUACAAUCCCGCGUCAGACGCAGAGGAGCCGAGACGCGAAACCAAGAAGCUCGACAUCCCACUGCGCGUGACUAGCCAGCAGGUGAAAACGAUGGAAAAGUUGACGGUCACGAUGUACCAGACCUCGACGACGGCGUACGACAUGGGGGCUGAGUAUAACGAGUGGUUCACCGAGUGUUUCGGGUAUCCCGUUGUCCUGGCGUAUCUGGGGGCGAACACUAGAGGGAUCCUGGGGACGCUUCCGCCGCGGAAGCGGAAUAAAGAAACUGUCUGGGAGUCGUGGUGGCGCGAGGUUAGCGAUCCUAAAGGGAAAGAGGGGAUCCUGAUGGGUCUUCUUGCGGUCUAUAUUUCUGGGACUGUUAUCUGGAAAGGAUAUGAUGUGGUUCAGCAGGGCAUGACCUCGGAUGUAUUGAGUGUCAAGACAUGCAUCAACACGUUCGCUGCGGUCGUGGUAUUAUCCGCUCUACACUGGACUACUCUUCGCCGCCGCGAAGACCGAAUCGGAUUUUCCGACUGCGCGCCAUUCCUGAUUAUCUCCGAGACAUCGGUCGACAAUGUCUCAGCGCGGCUUCCGGAGGGCGAAGAAAUGGACCGAACGAAGUUCAGACCGAAUAUAGUUGUUUCGGGUGCUGAGAGUGCCUUUGAAGAGGAUUUCUGGACCGAGUUGGCCGUUGGGCCGAGGCGGUCUCGUUUGUUAUUGACGGGGAACUGCGUGCGGUGUCAGAGUCUGAAUGUGGAUUAUGGGACGGGGAAGAUAGGGACGGGCGAGUCCGGAAGUAUUUUGAAGAAGCUUAUGAAGGACAGACGGGUGGACCGGGGUGCUAAGUUCAGCCCUGUGUUUGGACGGUAUUCGUUCCUUGAUCGACUUGCAGCUGGUGAGCAGAUUCGCGUCGGUGAUGAGGUUCAGGUUGUUAGGCGUGGUAAGGAGCGUACGGUUGUUGUGCAGUGUGUCAGUGGUUCCGUGUGUCUGAUCAGCUUCCUGUUGACACUGCUCAAUCUCACCUCAAUUCAUCGCUGUGGCUUGAACGGCCAAGACUUCACCAAGAAUCCCGACACUUCUCAAUCUUACGCCGCUGCCUGGAAUCUCCGAACUCUCACAUCGGCCUUUAUCCCAACACCUAGACCGGCGCUGCAGUUGAAGGCUCGUGGUUGCACCGGUGUCACGCUUCCCGCCUUUACACUCUGA
This is a messenger RNA of Penicillium cinerascens, 1425 nucleotides long. Its product is annotated as MOSC domain protein. The transcript has 3 exons. Lineage: Eukaryota; Fungi; Ascomycota; Eurotiomycetes; Eurotiales; Aspergillaceae. The record is from RefSeq and is a predicted model, not a curated record. Gene Ontology annotation, molecular function: molybdenum ion binding; pyridoxal phosphate binding; catalytic activity. The coding region runs from base 1 to 1425 and encodes 474 amino acids.